Molecule: messenger RNA, 1481 nt
Organism: Daktulosphaira vitifoliae (grape phylloxera)
Lineage: Eukaryota; Metazoa; Arthropoda; Insecta; Hemiptera; Phylloxeridae
Product: dnaJ homolog subfamily B member 14-like
Exons: 10
Coding region: 175-1284 (369 amino acids)
Biological process (GO): cellular response to misfolded protein
Cellular component (GO): endoplasmic reticulum membrane
Molecular function (GO): Hsp70 protein binding
Source: RefSeq, a predicted model, not a curated record
UAAAAAUAGUUACAAAUGUAUACUUAAUUUUACAUCUCUAUAUAUAUUUGCUUUUAUCUAAUGACCGACAAAGUUAUCAUUGCAGGGGGUUUAAACCCCCCUGUGACUACGCUACUGUAAGUAGCUCCAAAAAUAAAUCUGGUGAGAGAUAACAGAAGAAAAUCUAAGAUAGUUAUGGAAGUUAAUAAAGAUGAAGCAUUUCGAUGUUUAGAUCGUGCUGAGUAUUAUUUAAAAGAGAGAGAUUAUGAAAAAGCAGAAAAAUUUAUCAGUAAAAGUAAAAAACUUUUCCCUACGCCUGAAGCUGAUGAGUUGUUAAAGAAAUUGAAACUUCAAAAUCAUCAUUAUAAAUCAUCAAAAUCGACUAAUAGUAGAGAUGGACAAAAUAGUAGAAUUCCUAAAGAUGUACCUGGUAGUCCUAAAGCAGAAAAGUCAAAUAAUUUAACAUACACUAAAGUACAACUUGAAACAGUUAAGAGAAUAAACCAAUGUAAAGAUUAUUAUGAAGUUCUCAAAAUUAGCAAGGAAGCCACUGAUGCUGAGAUAAAAAAAGCAUACAAAAAAGUGGCUUUGUUAGUACACCCUGAUAAAAAUAAUGCACCUGGAGCUGCUGAGGCUUUUAAAACCGUUGGCAAUGCAGUAGCUAUUUUAACUGAUUCUGAAAAACGUAAACGGUAUGAUAUGGUUGGUCAUGAAAGAGCUACUUCAGAUCAUGUACAUAGGAGUUAUGAUCAUGGAUUUGAAUCUGAUAUAACAGCUGAACAAUUAUUUAACAUGUUUUUCAAUGGAGCCUUUCCUACCCGACAAGGUCCUAUGUCAAAUCCCUACUAUACUCGAACCUAUUCUAGACGUUGGCCGCCUGAACCAGACAAUGAUCAUCAUCACCAACAACAAGAAUCAUCCAGUAUAUACUUUCAGUUGUUACCAAUUCUUUUAUUGCUUUUGCUUUCACUUUUUUCAAAUUUUUCAUAUGAUCCUGUUUAUAGUUUAAAACCAACUUCAAAAUAUCCAGUUAUGCGGCAUACAUCAUUUAGAGAUGUUACAUACUAUGUGAAAGAAAAUUUUCAUUCUGACUAUACAGGAGAUUUAAGACGUUUGGAACAUACCAUUGAAGAAGACUAUAUAAGUACUUUGCGUUCAAAAUGUAUUCGUGAAAAAGAGUAUUAUGAAACAUUAAUGUGGAGAGCUCGUUUCAAUGAUGAUGCAAAUUUGUUCAAUCAGGCAUCAAAAUACCAAAUGAAAUCAUGUGAAGAAUAUAAAGAAUUGUUAAAAACAAAAUAUAAAUAGACUAUUUAUUACUAUUAUAAUUGUUUUUGUUUAAUGUAAGUUUUUUUUUAUGUACAGAAUUUAUACAUAAUAUGAUUAUGUAUUGCAUUUCACAUUUAUACAUGUUUGGAAAUCAAGUAGUUAAUAAUUUGUAUCACAUUAUUAUAUUACAGUUAAAUUGAUAUUUUUAGGAAAAAAGCUUGGUUUAGGUAAUUUGU